AUGAAGAAACAAGAUACAAAUAAUCCAUCUAGUAAUUUUGCUUUGUCUCAUUCAUUUUCACGACGACAAAUGACAAUGAUGAAGUCAUAUCUUGAUUCAUCAGUAUCUGCUGAAGUACCGCAAUCACCAUCAACCAUAAUAAAUCCUGCACGUUGUCUUCAUUGUGGAAAAUAUUAUUGUCAAAUUGAUUUUAUAUUUUCAUGGCUUUCACGUUAUGGUAAUUCAAAUGAUCAACAAUGUGUUGUCCAUCAGCACAUACAAGACAUUAUUUCCAAACGUUUGCCUUCAUCCGAUCCACAGAAUGUUUGUGAACAACGUUUACUUGAUUGGUAUAAUUCAAUGAAAAUAAAUUUACAAAACGAAUCAAUUCGUUUUUCUACACCAACUGUUACAAGCAGUUCGAUUUCUGGAUCAUUUCUUUCAAGCUCAUUAAUAAUAUCUCAUCAAGAUAAUAAUUCAGAUAAUUCAAUUGACUAUAACCAAUAUUUAUCAUCUCAAUCAAAUGGUUUUCCUCCGGAUGAACCAUUAUUCUCAUCAAAUGUUUGUAAUCGUUUAUCAUCAUCAACACCGACACAAACAUUUCAAACACAAAAUCGUGCUGGUUUAUAUCAAUUAUGUUCUAAUGGACGUUAUAUUAUAGCUGAUGAUUGGUGCCAAACAUAUAAAGGUCAUCGCUUAGCACAAUUUAUGCGUUGUCUAACAAUUUAUAAUCAAUACGAAGAACAAUGUGUAUUAAUGUUACCAGAAUUUAAUACAAUGACACAAAUGGAUUCUGUUCAAAGUAUGACAUGGCAUGAACAAUUACAAGUAUUUCUUUUUAUUACUUUUCAUCGUAUAUAUCAAUGUGAACCAGAAAGUGGCACAAUAAAUCAAAUAAAUGAAUAUGAAGUUCCAUCAUCAAGACAUAGUUUAGCUCAUAUUGCUUGUGAUCAACAAUCCUAUGUAUUUCUUGCAUAUGAAUAUCCUGCGGCAAGUCUUGAUCUGUGGCAUAUAUCAACCAUGGCUACAUGGUCACUUUUAAAGCGAUGGACACCAAGAGAAUUAUUUCCACCCGUACAAUAUAACGACGAAGAUGAAGAAGAUCAUCGUGAACACUAUGAUCAAGAAUCUGGUGUUUGUGGCAUUGCAUCAAUGCGUUAUACAAAUGGUACACUACAUUUUUUAGCUCGACAUGAACGUCAUUGGUGUCUUCAUUUCUUUACAUUAAAUAUAAAUGAAAAAUAUCAAAAACUUAUUCCACAAAGACGUAUUGACAUUGAUUUAGCACAUUUACGUUUUGCUGGUGAAAAUUUUCAAAUGGAAGUUCUACCUGGUGAACAAGGUUGGCUAUUUGCUAUUCGAAGAUCAUAUCUUGUUCAUUUGAGUUAUAAUGGAAAAGAUGCACAAAAACUAUUAUUACCAACAUCAAAACGUGGUGCAGAUUCAAUUUAUAAUGUUUGUAUAAUGGACGAGCGAGGUAAAAGACGAGAAAAUGGAAAACAUUUAGUGGUACGAGAUGCUAAUUCAAUUCGAUUCUAUAAACUUUAG
Messenger RNA from Rotaria socialis, 1527 nucleotides. Lineage: Eukaryota; Metazoa; Rotifera; Eurotatoria; Philodinida; Philodinidae. The record is from the annotation of a GenBank genome assembly.